Penicillium soppii is the source of this 4572-nucleotide messenger RNA. Its product is annotated as E3 ubiquitin-protein ligase SSM4. The transcript has 2 exons. Gene Ontology annotation, molecular function: zinc ion binding. Gene Ontology annotation, cellular component: endoplasmic reticulum membrane. The record is from RefSeq and is a predicted model, not a curated record. Lineage: Eukaryota; Fungi; Ascomycota; Eurotiomycetes; Eurotiales; Aspergillaceae. The coding region runs from base 1 to 4572 and encodes 1523 amino acids.
AUGGAAGGCGCGGAUAGUAAUUUUCGCAACCAUGCGAAUUCCGCCGCGUUCCCCGACGUAAUGAACGACCCAGCCUACGACGAAAGGGAAAAGGGUUUCGACGACCUAGACACAUGCCGGAUAUGUCACGGCGAAGCUACAGAUGAAGAGCCGUUGUUCUAUCCGUGCAAGUGCAGCGGUAGUAUCAAAUUUGUUCACCAAAUUUGUCUCGUGGAAUGGUUGUCGCAUUCGCAGAAGAAACACUGUGAGCUGUGUAAAACGCCAUUUCGGUUUACGAAGCUUUACGACCCGAACAUGCCCCAGAGCCUUCCCGCGCCUCUAUUUCUAAAGCAAGCUUUGAUCCAAUGCUUCCGCUCAUUGCUUACUUGGAUGCGAUUUGUUCUUGUCGCCUUCGUUUGGCUAGGAUGGUUACCCUGGUCCAUGCGCGCAAUUUGGAGAGCACUGUUUUGGCUUGCCGAUGGCCGCUGGUCUGCCACUGAAAAUGCUCGGGUCCAGGCUGCACAAGCUACCAAAGAAGGACUUGGACAACUGCUCUCAAACGGCAGCACUGUCAAUGCUGCUGUAGUUGGCGCGGUCUCAACGGUUUCCAGUGCGGCUAUCUCGUCUGCCACUGCUGCACCUUCGGCGCCGCCAUCGAUUCUUGAUUUUGCAGCCGGCGAGCCCCUCAUGCUUACCGUGAUAAAGAAGCUUGUCCCUACUCUGUUCAUACCCGCAUUCACCUCGACCGUCGGGCAAAAUAGCGCAGACAGCAACGCUGCGGCUAGCCCAACCAAACUACGGUACCCAUCAUGGCUUUCGGAUGUCAAAUUUCUGAACUCUCUGACGCCGUAUCCCACGAUCAACAACAUGAUCAUCGAUACAUUGGAGGGCCAGCUGAUAACACUUCUUGUGGUUGUGGCAUUCAUCCUACUCUUCCUAAUCCGAGAGUGGGUUGUUCAACAGCAACCCAUGGCCAAUAUCGCAGAAGGAGAGCGCGAGGCGGCUCUCCAGUUGAUUGCCAAUGCCAACAAUCGGAUUAAUGAACGAUUUGCCGAGGAAGGUGGAUUCGGACAUCCAGAACCCGCUCUUGCCGAGGCCCAGAAUCCAGCGAACAAUGAGAAUGCUGAGGUCCAUGAGCUCGACCAUGAUCAUCCGCCGCACUUUCGUCCGCCCUCCCCAGCUCCAUCUUGGACCGAUUCGGAAGAUGGUCCUUUCGGCCUUGAGACCGAUGCACGAGAAUUCGAUGCCCUCAACCCAGAAACUGAAACUGACGAUUCCGCUCCCACUGCUAGGGCCCUAGCCUUUCGAGAAUUGGUGGCUCGGACUCAUGGCAACCAUGAUGAAAUGCUGCGCAUCCUCCGGGAAGAGGCUCACGGGGACGAUCUUGAUUGGAUUGUAAAUGACAUGACCGGAGCCACCAUAAACAGGGGCAUUCCAGAAGGACCGUCUAACCGGCCCCAGGAUGCGGACGACGGGGAACUUCCUGACAGUGGCGAUGUCUUCAAUGCUGGAGAGGAAAGUUUCAAUGGCCAUCAACAAGAUGUCGAGGGUGAACGUACAGUCGCGGACAAUCAGUCGCCCAUUGCUGCCAACGAUACUCCCGCUUUCAAUGAACAGGCGGCCAAUCGACCACCACAAGCCAUUGCCGAGAGAAUUAUUGAUUGGUUCUGGGGUGACAUCACACCGGCAGAGAGGGACGCAGAUGAUUUAGUCCCCGAGGAUGAGGAGCACAUCGUUCAGGACCCGGCUUUAGAAGACCCAUUUGUGCCCCUACCAAACCGCAUGAUGAACGAACCAGGCGAAGCAGAAGCUGAUGCUGCUGCGGCCGCGCAAGUUGGGUUGGACCCUAACGACAUGGAAGCAAUCGAAGGCGAUGAUUUUGAAGGAAUUAUGGACCUGAUCGGCAUGCAAGGUCCUAUUUUCGGACUGUUCCAAAAUGGCGUCUUUUGUGCCCUUCUAAUUGCCUUCACAGUUGCCAUUGGUAUAUGGCUUCCUUACCUCUGGGGCAAAAUUGCCCUAGUGUUGUUGGCCAACCCAUUGGAACUGAUCAUUGGUGUUCCUAUCACUGCGGUCGAAGUCGUCGCGAAUGUCGCUCUCGACACACUUAUUGGUGUUGUGGGAUAUGCGUUGUACUGGUUCACGUUUGUGUUCAAAGUUCUACUAAGUCCACUCGGUGGACUUAUUCCCAUCGGAGAAUGGAUUCCUCGCGACAAAUCGGUCACCAGUGCAUCGCUUUCUCUCAUAGAAGCUAGCAGUCGCCGUUUGAACAAGGUUAUUAAAGCGUUUCUGGCCUUUCACGAAUCUGACAUACCAAUGUUUUCAGUUCUCUCGCACCAAGCGCUCAAGCUACACCAGGCUCGUUUCAGUGCUGUCUGCCAGUCUGUAUUUGUCACCGUGAAGUUCAUUGUGCACGACCUACCACUCCGAAUCGUGACGCUAGGCGUACCAGGUGCCUUGUCAUUUGAAUUCGAUAUUUCAUACCUGAUGCAUUACGCCGGUCAAGUCCAACAGCAAUUCAUCGAUUUCGGCAAAUCAGCCUUCUCGUCUAUAUUAGGAAAGAGGUUGAUGAAUGCAAGCGCAGCAAAAGCUGCCUCAACAGCAGCGACCGUUGACUAUGAAUUGGCGGUCUGGGAUUCCAAGGAUCGUGCCAUUGCCAUUUUGAUGGGCUAUGUCCUUGCAUCCAUGAUUGGGCUCCUAUAUCUCCGGAUCACUGGGCUAAUGACACGCGCCAACGGUGGUCAAAGAAUCGAGGGUCUAGUUGCUGAAGUGCUUAUCCAAGCCGGGGGAGUCAUGAAAGUCAUUCUCAUCAUCGGAAUUGAGAUGAUUGUCUUCCCUCUGUACUGCGGCAGUCUUCUUGAUCUAGCUUUACUCCCGCUCUUUUCUGAGGCUACGGUCGUUUCUCGUGUUGCGUUCACAGCCGCCUCGCCCCUCACAUCCCUUUUCGUGCAUUGGUUCGUUGGCACUUGCUACAUGUUCCACUUUGCCCUAUUCGUCUCUAUGUGCCGGAAGAUUCUACGGAGUGGUGUCCUUUACUUCAUCCGCGACCCCGAUGAUCCGACUUUCCACCCGAUACGCGAUGUUCUCGAAAGGAGCAUCACCACUCAGCUUCGCAAGAUUGGGUUCAGUGCCCUUGUUUAUGGUGCACUGGUUAUUGUCUGUUUAGGAGGAGUUGUUUGGGGCCUGCAUUUUGCACUCGAUGACGUUCUCCCGAUCCACUGGUCGGCCAGUGCGCCAAUGCUCGAGUUCCCGGUUGACCUUUUGUUUUAUAAUUUCGUGCUACCGGUAGUCAUCCAAUCUUUCAAACCAUCGGAGGGGUUGCAUGAAUUGUAUGACUGGUGGUUCCACAAAUGCGCUCAUUUCCUGCGCCUCAGCAACUUUUUCUUUCCGGAAAGACACCUGGAGGAAGAAGGUUACCAUGUCCGAAAGUCGUGGUGGGGCCUGUUGUCUGGCAGCAAGGGUGAUUGGGAACAUCCAGUCAUCGGUGAUGAUCAACGGGCUGCAGCCGAGCAGGAAAACCGUGAUGUCUAUUUCCUGCGCGAUGGUCGAUAUGUGCGAGCCCCUGGUUCAGACCAGGUCCGCAUCCCGAAAGGCAACCGUGUUUUCUUGGACGUCACCGAGGAUAAUGAACGUGUCGACGGAAAGCCAGAUCUUGCCGAUGGGCUACACGGACGAUCCAGUAUCAUGUUCACCAAGGUAUACAUUCCUCCUUUCUUCCGGACUCGGAUCGCUGCCUUUAUCCUCUUGAUUUGGCUGUUUGCCGCCACUACUGGAGUAGGCAUCACUAUUGUUCCGCUGAUCAUUGGUCGGAGAAUUAUCAUGUCAUACUCGUCUAAUUCGGCACCGGUGAACGAUGUUUAUGCCUUCUCUAGUGGCCUUUGUGUAGUUGGUGCGUUUGUCUACCUGGCCUACCACUCUCGCACUGCAUUCCAAGUUGCGCGAGAGCAUGCCGGUGUAUAUCUUCGAUCCCCUCGCCAGGCAGGCCAGAUUAGCCUGGAGCUCGUGAUGCACGUUGCUCGGCUGGUUUACCUCGUCACCGUUGCCAUCAUUAUCCUCCCAUCACUCUUCGCGCUUCUCACUGAACUCUAUAUAUUGAUCCCUGCGCACACCCUCUUUGGAGAUGGACAGUCGCAUGUGGUUCAUGUGGUUCAAGACUGGGCGCUCGGCGUGCUAUAUGUUCAGAUGGCCAUCAAGUUGACUCUGUGGCAACCUCAUUCCUGGGCCGCUGCUGUGAUCAAUGGCAUUUUCAAGGAUGGCUGGUUGAAACCCAGUGCUAGCCUUGCUACUCGAGCCCUGGCCAUUCCAUUUUUCUUGUUUACCGCCGCUGCUGUCACUUUGCCAUUGUCAUUUGGGUUCAUUGUGCGUUGGUCAUUCUUUUAUUCUAGCACCGGAGUGCAGCCUAAUAUUUACCGCUACGCCUACCCCACCACACUGUUGAUUGUGCUGUCCGUAUGUCUCUCCCAUAUAAUUCUGAGACGAGUGGCGGCCUGGCGCACCAACAUUCGCGAUGAAGUUUAUCUCAUUGGGGAACGCCUGCAUAAUUUCAGUGAGAAGCGGGCGCGGGACGUCGGGGUGUCGCGAGUGAUGACUGGAUAA